UGUGUACCUUUCAUGUGUUUGCGCUGUCCUUUGUUUAGCGUACAGCAGGCUCAUGUGUUUCUGUUUUCCACAUGACAAGUGAGAGAGCACAACUUUACACAACACGAGACAUACGUCGAGUUCACGGACCAUUUGACAGCCGGAUUACUGUCCGUAAAGAUACACCGAGCUAGGACUGACUGUUCGAAAUGGUGGAAAGGAUAUCCAACCAAAGGAAUUGACAGAAGAUGUGUGUAAAUCUUUAGAAGUGUGAGCCACGAACUUUAGCGCGCGUUUUGUCGAUUAUGAAACGGCUCACACAUAUAGCAAGACAUUUCCUUCGUUUGAAGGCCGAAUUGAAAGUGUCCGCUGUCGUGAGAGGUUUCCCUGCUCGCCUAUAAUGCUGUUGGCCAGUAUGGGAAUCGUAAAGAUCCGAGUUAUUGGAGUUUUGCUUAUGUUAUCGCUCGGUUCGUCUGUCGUUCUUUGGUGGGUUACGCCGCCGGCUCAUCACAGCUCACAAGAUCAAGGGAUCCCACAAUUCCAUGCGUUAUCUUCUAAUGAUGGCAGCCAGUUAUUGACUAGACUUAAUGACAUAAGAGGGGAAAAUUCUCAACUAAGGCACCAACUAGAUCUCGCAAACCAGCGACUCCAGGACUUGGAUCAUAGACUACAGAUAAUGAAGGAUUUGAGAGUUCGUAGCAAUAAUUCAUCAACUCUGCUCUAUCAGGAUAUUCUUGCUGUUCCUCAGUGUGAGGUUAUCCACAUAGCCGUCGUUUGUGCUGGUCACUCUGCAAGUCGUCAGGCUGUCACUCUUAUCAAGUCACUUUUGUUCUACCGCCACAAUCCUCUACAUUUUCAUUUUGUUUCUGAUUCUGUUGCUGAGCUCAUCCUUGGAACGUUAUUCAGGACGUGGGGAGUGCCUGCAGUGCAAACCAGCUUUUACCACUUAGAAAAAUAUAAGGAUAGGGUUUCAUGGGUGCCAAACAAGCACUAUUCUGGAGUGUUUGGUCUCAUGAAACUUGUACUGACUGAAGCUUUACCUGAGGUGCUUGAUAAGGUGAUAGUGCUCGACACUGAUGUUAUAUUUGCUUCUGAUGUGGCUGAACUUUGGAAACUUCUAGACCAGCUGACAAAGAAGAAGGCAAUCGGACUUGUAGAGAACCAGAGUGACUGGUACCUUGGAAAACUGUGGAAAAAUCACAAGCCAUGGCCUGCUUUGGGUCGGGGAUUUAACACUGGUGUGAUAUUACUUGAUCUUAACAAACUGCGUCGCAUGAACUGGAAGGACAAAUGGAGAUUAACAGCUGAGAAGGAGUUGAUGACCAUGUUGUCUACUGCCUUAGCAGAUCAGGAUAUAUUUAAUGCAGUGAUAAAAAAUGACCCUCAUUUGUUGCAUAAGCUGCCUUGUACAUGGAAUGUCCAGCUUGGAGACAACACACGCAGUGAGCAAUGCUACACAGAAGUCAAUGAAUUAAAGGUUAUCCACUGGAACUCUCCUAAAAAACUCCUGGUGAAAAACAAGCAUGGUGAUUUCUUCAGGAAUCUUUAUUUAACUUUCCUCGAAUAUGAUGGUAACUUAUUGAGGCGUGCAUUAUUCCAUUGUGAAAAAGAAGGGGAUAAGACGACUCCCUCUAACAACUCUCUUACGGCAAGCGAGCAGGAAAUAGUUACCAAGCUGCCAGGCGUGGAUGGUGAAGACCCGUGCUAUGAGUUUAAGCAAGAGCAGCACCUGACGCAACGCACCCAUCUCUACUACUUAGACUACGAUUUCACCAUGGAGUAUGGCCCACACGAUGUUACGCUUGUCGCCCAGCUCUCCAUGGAUCGGCUCCAGAUGGUUGAAGCUCUCUGUCAGAACUGGGAAGGUCCGAUCAGCCUCGCGCUCUACAUGUCCGACAGCGAGGCACAGCAAUUUCUACGUUAUGCGUUGGGCUCGCCUGUACUUAAGGCUCGCAAGAAUAUUGGCUAUCACAUCGUGUUUAAAGAAGGGCAAUUCUACCCUGUGAAUUAUCUCCGCAACAUUGCAUUGGAGCACGCGCGGACCCCGUUUGUGUUCCUCACUGAUAUCGACUUUCUACCGAUGCCUUCGCUGAACGUCUACAUCAAGCAGAUGCUGGAAUCCUCUCCUAACGAGAAAAAGGCGUACGUUGUCCCCGCGUUUGAGACCCUCCACUACAAGCUGGAAUUUCCUCAGACCAAGUCACAGCUACUCUCCUCCUGGGACCUAGGCACCGUCUUUAUCUUCAGGUACAACGAGUGGAGUAAAGGGCAUGCGCCAACAGACUACGCCAAGUGGAGAACCGCCACUACGUUAUACACAGUUCAAUGGGAGGAGGAUUAUGAGCCGUACAUCGUGGUUCCCAAGGACAUUCUGAGAACUCCUUCAAGAUACAGACAUCUCCCUCUGAGGACGUUCACACCUUAUCAAUCACUCUUGGUCCCUUGUGGUGUUACCUACCAACACACUAAAAUCCAAUCAAGGCACCAACCCUUUGCUGGUAUGAAUUUGUGGUUCUCCCUAACGCGUUCAUCGUCCAUUUGCCCCACUCCCCUUCGUUUGAUAUCUUCAAGUUCAGAUCCAGUCAGCAGUACAGAAGGUGUCUGCGAGAGCUCAAGGAUCAGUUCAAGAAAUAUCUCCUUCAGCAUUACGGACAGGACAAGUUCCCCGAGCUCGAGUUAGACAGCUGACGGCCGCCUCGUCCAUAGAUAUGUACAUUUACAAUGUCUACAGAAUGAUACAUAGUUUGUAGUAAUUUAUUUUUUCAGUAGGUGGUUUCAAAAAGGUAUAUAUGGAGAACAAGCUUAACUAUUAUCAUUUCGAGGGAUUAUUCAAGAAGUGCACAAAGAUGGUAUGCAAAUGCAACAGGAUAAUAGCUAUUAAAUCCGAGAGAUAAUAGAUAGAAAGAUAUUUCUUUGUUCUGAAGCCUGACUGCUUCUGGGUAACUGUGUAGGAAGUUAAACAAAACAAAAGUCGAAAAGGAAACCUCACCCUUCCCAGAAUACAUUGGAAUGGUAACAUAAUAUACCUACUCGAUUUUUAUCUUUGGCUGUCAGCCGGUUCCAGCUUUUGUACACCAACUACCUUGGAGUGUACGUGUAUACAUAGCAUAACACAUACAUAUUACAACCAGGGAGAUUUAAAGUAAUGGAUUAUGGGUAGGGUAUAACUGUCCCUUAAAACACUGUUGUGUUCUAGGUUUGUGUUAGUGGUUUAAUUAUUGAAUGGAUGAAAUGUUGGUUGAUUGGGGAAAUAUUGAGAGGUUUUUUGUAGGGGCGGGUUCAAAUAUUUCUUGAUAGGAACUGCUACCUCGUUUCCGCUCACCACCAAACUAUAUGUACAUCGCAAAUUAUCGCAAAGUAUGAAAUAAUAUAAAAAAUCUAUAUUUUUAUUGAAAGAAUUAGAAUUGUACAUAACUUGAUUGUAAUAAAGAAAAUGCACAGCCUUAA
Messenger RNA from Nematostella vectensis (starlet sea anemone), 3426 nucleotides. Its product is annotated as xylosyl- and glucuronyltransferase LARGE1. Gene Ontology annotation, molecular function: xylosyltransferase activity; glucuronosyltransferase activity. NCBI's taxonomy places the organism in Eukaryota, Metazoa, Cnidaria, Anthozoa, Actiniaria, Edwardsiidae. The record is from RefSeq and is a predicted model, not a curated record. Gene Ontology annotation, biological process: protein O-linked glycosylation via mannose. The coding region runs from base 380 to 2659 and encodes 759 amino acids. The transcript has 23 exons.